Messenger RNA from Lethenteron reissneri (Far Eastern brook lamprey), 2528 nucleotides. RefSeq names its product kin of IRRE-like protein 1. The record is from RefSeq and is a predicted model, not a curated record. Gene Ontology annotation, biological process: cell-cell adhesion. Lineage: Eukaryota; Metazoa; Chordata; Hyperoartia; Petromyzontiformes; Petromyzontidae. Gene Ontology annotation, molecular function: cell adhesion molecule binding. Gene Ontology annotation, cellular component: plasma membrane; cell-cell junction.
AUGCCGAGCCACAGCCACCAGCCAGACAAGGUCACCGAGGAGUGGCCUGUGAGCGCAAGGGCGUCCUUCGCACAGGAGCCAUCCGAUUGCUCGGUGGUGGCCGGCCAGCCAGUCACGCUCAUGUGCGUGGUAGCUAACUACUCGGGCAUUGUGCAGUGGACCAAGGACGGGCUGGCCCUGGGUGCCGAGCAUCAUCUGCCAGGUUGGCCGCGCUACUCCAUCGUGGGCAGCAUGCAGGGCGGCGAGCACAACCUGCAGGUGUCACGCGCCGAGCUCGCCGACGACGCCGUCUACGAGUGCCAGGCCACGCAGGCCGCGUUGCGGUCCCGGCCGGCACACCUCACCGUGCUGAUCCCCCCCGACGAGCCGACGAUCGAGAACGGGCCGAUGGUACAACUCAAGGCGGGAACGCCGUACAACCUGACGUGUCGCGCCGAGCGCGCCAAACCCGCGGCCAUGAUCACCUGGUACCGUGACGGCACCCUGCAGGACGGCGCUCACUACAGCAAGAUGAUCCUGGAUGACGGCAAGCGGGAGAGCGCCAUGAGCAAGCUGCUCAUCACGCCCAGCGACGGCGACAUCGGCCGCACAUUUUCCUGCCGCGCUUCCAACGCCGCAGCGCCCGACGGGAAGCAGACUUCCGUGAAGCUCAACGUGCAGCACCCGCCAACUGUGAGGCUAUCAGUGCACCCGCAGCCCGUGCAGGAGGGAGAGACCGUGAAAUUCACGUGUUCCGCCACUGCCAACCCUGACAUCACCGGAUACCGCUGGGCCAAGGGGGGAGCACUGAUCGAAGGCGCGACGGAGAACACGUACGAGACGACCGUGGACUACUCCUACUUCACCGAGCCGGUGUCGUGCGAGGUGCACAACGCCGUGGGGAGCACCAACGUCACCACGCUGGUCGACGUUUACUUCGGGCCACGGAUCGUGACGGAGCCACAGCCGCAGACCGUGGACCGGGGCUCCGACGCCACCUUCACGUGCGCCUGGUCGGGAAACCCUCCGCUGACCCUCGCCUGGACACGCAAGGGCUCCAACGUGGUGUUGAGUAACAGCAACAUGCUGCUCCUGAAAGGCGUGACUCAAGACGACACUGGCCGCUAUGUGUGCAAGGCCAUUGUUCCACGCAUUGGCGUCGGCGAGAAAGAAGUCAUGCUGAACGUUAAUGGACCACCCAUCAUAUCUAGUGACCUUCUGCAGCACGCGCUGCGCGGAGAGAAAGGCCGGGUGGAGUGCUUCAUCGGCAGCACACCACCUCCGGACCGCAUCGCGUGGGCAUGGAAGGAGAACGUGCUGGAGGUCGGCACGUACGAGCGCUACACGGUGGAGACGGUGAGCCGCGUGGACGGGGUUCUCUCCACGCUCACCAUCACCAACGUCAUGGAAGGGGACUUCCAGACCGCCUACAACUGCACGGCCUGGAAUGGCUUCGGCUCCGACACAGAGAUAUUCACGCUGCGGGAGAAAGAGGUGCUGUCGCAGGGCAUCGUGAUUGGCGCCGGCGUGAGCGCUGCUGUCGUACUAAUCAUCGCCGCCGUCGCAGUCAUCAUCUUCUGCUGCCGCCAGCGACGCAGAACCAAGAAGGACAUCAAGAUCUGCAAGCACGACCCCAAGGUGGAGAUCGUCCACAAGGAUUUUGACCAAAUUCGCAAGGAGAUGUCCGAGGAAGACAUAAAGCUGCCCGUCAUGAACGGCGACCAGAAGUUCAACUACUACCCGGCGUACUCCGAUGAGACCGACACGAAAACCGAGCAAACGACAGAACCCAGCGUGAGCCAGGAUGAAGCCGACUACAAGGACCUCAAGGACCCGACAAACGGCUACUACAACGUGCGGGCGCACGAGGAGCAGUCGACCACUCGCAACGCCUUCUCCGAGUUCCGCCCGCUGGCGCGGCCCCUCUACGAGCCGCGUCCCCCCUCGCGUCUCUCGCACGCCAGCGGGUACGCCCACCUGGGCGCGUACCCUGCGCGCCCCUACGACUACGAGCAGGCGGGCGGCUUCGAGCCGCCGCAGCAGCCGGACGGCGCCGUCGCCGCGUCCGCCGCCGCGGGCCUCGGCUCCGGGGGAGUGGCGGCGCGGCCGCCUUUCGGCGCUCACGCCCAGACGGGCGUCUACGGCGGCUCCGUCUACGCCCCGGCCUCCUCCUCCUCCUCCACGGCCGCGGCGGCCGCGGUCGGCAUGGCCGGCCCGUUCGGCGUGGGCGGAAGCGCCGGCGGCGUCGCUGGGAGCGGGGUCGGCGUGUACGCCUACGGGCGCGUGCCGGCGUUCGAGGGCGCCGGCGACACGCUGGACCAGGCGAGCAAGCACUCGCUGUCCUCCCGCUUCUCGUACGCGUCGCAGCACUCCGACUUCACGGCGCGCCCGCUGCAGCAGCGCAUGCAGACGCACGUAUGACGGAGGCGGCGCCGCGCGGUGCAACGGUAAACCCAACGUCCUCGCAGAGGGGUUGUUGGGUUGGGUUUUUUUUGUUCGUUUGGAGGGGGUGGCGGCCGUGGGACGGAAGGAAGCUCAGAAAACGGCGU